UGUGUUAUUGAGUUCAGUAGGUUGAGACCAGUGAUUGGUAAUCAAGUCUUGACAAAUUUCAUACCAUGUUCAAAUGGCUCGUUAUUUUCCAUCUAACCUGUCUGUCGGCCGUUUCGGUAAUUUCCCACCACGCCGGAUCUUCCGACGGAUUCGCAAGGGUCUCGAAUCUCCCGUCUGGAUACAUUAACUACCCGAGCUUAGGGGUAGCCUUCAAAGUUCAUCGCGAACGACGCAACUGGUCGAGUGCAAAAUUGGUGUGCAAAAACGAGGGGGGUCGUUUGGCCGUCAUCGACACCCACGAAAAGAUAGGAUACAUAAAAUCGCACAAGCCAAAGUUCUCCGAGGUCUGGGUCGGUCUGAGCAGAGAAGACGUGCACUGGAUUGCAACGGAGAACCCGGAAUCGCGACACACGCGUUUACCUUGGGAAUCGAAUGGUCCGGAUUCCUUCGGAAAUUGUGCAGCUGUAAACGUUAGAGGUGACGGACUGUGUAAUAAGGUUUGUAUAUGGCGAAAGGCGUUCGCCUGCGAAAUACCUACUGCCACAGCCGUGCCGUAUCACGUACCAAACACGGUCUAGACUCCGGACCAAUAGAGGAAGCCGGAAUCUCGGAGGGAACUGUAUCUCUUUGCGAUGGAAGGCAGCGAGCAAAGGAAGAGGGAAGAAGAAUAUCGAAUCGGUAAAACUGUGCUCGACUUUUUGUAAUUCAAUGAGCGGAAAAUAAAGACCGACCAUCUAACCGAAA
Neodiprion fabricii is the source of this 744-nucleotide messenger RNA. RefSeq names its product CD209 antigen-like protein E. The coding region runs from base 66 to 578 and encodes 170 amino acids. NCBI's taxonomy places the organism in Eukaryota, Metazoa, Arthropoda, Insecta, Hymenoptera, Diprionidae. The record is from RefSeq and is a predicted model, not a curated record. The transcript is spliced from 3 exons.